AUGCCGCCCGGAUUGAAAGACGUUGAGAACCGGAUUUCUGCAUUCACCGCGUAUGGUAAACGUGUAUCGACUGUGAAACCAUCUCCUCAGAUUGAAAAGGACUCCUUAACUCUAGCCACAACGUCAAUUACCGGAGUUUCUGUUGGAAGGAUGCGUGAAAUAUGGGAGCAACCUGAUGCGCUUGCCAUGCCGGUUGAACGCAGGAGUCAUAUCGAACAAAAUUCUGCCUCUUCGAAAGUUAUGGCUCAGAAUCAGGAUCUGCACAAGCGUUCUAAGUGUAAGACAUCACAGAGGUGUCAGUUUUGCCGAAAAGAGUUCAAACAAGUUUCUCGCCUCCGCCAGCAUGAACGUGUUCAUACUGGAGAUCGACCAUUCAAGUGUGAUGUAUGCGGGAUGUCGUUCUCUCAGUCAGACACUCUAUGUGCUCAUAAACAUGUAUGCGGCAUGUCUUUCUCUCGGUCAAGCACUCUAUGUGUUCAUAAACGUACUCAUACAGGAGAGAGACCGCACAAGUGUAGGACAUGUGGCACAUCGUUCAUGGAUUCGUCAAAUUUACGCCAACAUGAACGUACCCAUUCUGGAGAAAGACCUUUCAAGUGCAAGGCAUGUGUAAGGUCGUUCACGCGGUCAAGCAAUCUACGUGACCAUGAACGUAUUCAUACAGGAGAACGUCCGUAUAGGUGCGAAGAGUGCGCAACGGUUUUCCAGUGUGCAUCAAGUCUUCGUAGACACGAGCGUACUAUUCAUGACAUAAAAUGAAAAGCCAAAAUGUCGUUUGAAAGUGUUUUACUAUGUGUAACAAUGCAUUUAGCCUUUUCGUGCUUUCAAUUUCUAGGAACAAGAGCGAGAGAGAGAGAGAGAGAGAGAGAGAGAGAGAGAGAGAGAGAGCGAGAGAAAGAGAGAGCGAGAGAGAGAGAGCAAGAGAGAGAGAGCGAGAGAGCGAGAGCGAGAGAGCGAGAGCGAGAGAGAGAGCGAGAGAGAGAGAGAGAGAGCGAGAGAGAGAGAGUGCAUAAAAGUGAGGGAGUGAGUGUGUGUGUGUGUGUUUGAGAGUGUUUGUGUGUGUUUGAGAGUGUUUGUGUGUGUUUGAAAGUGUUUGCGUGCGUGCGUGUGUGUGUGUGUGAGAGAGAGAGAGACAGAGACUGUCUGUGUGUGUCUGUCAGAAAGUUAGAAUGCAUUCCCACCAGUUUGAAAAAGUCCAAAAAAAGCCUACGAUGCUAUUCACACAAGUCUGAUCGUAGCCACACAUGUGAUAGACUUUGGUAGUCCAAAAUCGUAUUCUGAGGUGGAUUAUUUUGUUUUGUAUUUGUGUUGUAAUUAAGGAUCUCG
Sycon ciliatum is the source of this 1326-nucleotide messenger RNA. RefSeq names its product zinc finger protein 239-like. Lineage: Eukaryota; Metazoa; Porifera; Calcarea; Leucosolenida; Sycettidae. Gene Ontology annotation, cellular component: nucleus. Gene Ontology annotation, biological process: regulation of transcription by RNA polymerase II. The record is from RefSeq and is a predicted model, not a curated record. The coding region runs from base 1 to 759 and encodes 252 amino acids. The transcript has 2 exons. Gene Ontology annotation, molecular function: DNA-binding transcription factor activity, RNA polymerase II-specific.